AUGAAAAUGGGAGAAGUUCGGUUGAAUGUCUUGCUGAACAUCACGUUUGGCAAUGAUUCGUUGAACACAUACUCCUGUGGACCAUUUAAUAAAAGCUCUCCCGUAACGUAUGAGUUGCUGUAUGCUGUAGUAUGGGGAGGGGGAGAGUUGUCUCUGUGGUUAGAUCGCCAACUUACCGACCGGAAGGCCAUGGAAGUGUCGCAUAUGGAUAAAAGCCUUCCGGAAAACUUGAAGCGAAAGUCCUUUUGCACACUGGCCGAAUGGCGAGCCAGAAGAAUUAGCGCAUAUUCAUUGCGAUUCGACUCGACGAUGCCGACGCCGAAAGAGCAUAGAUCCACCCAAAAAGCUUGGGCAACCUAG
Molecule: messenger RNA, 360 nt
Organism: Opisthorchis viverrini
Lineage: Eukaryota; Metazoa; Platyhelminthes; Trematoda; Opisthorchiida; Opisthorchiidae
Exons: 4
Coding region: 1-360 (119 amino acids)
Source: RefSeq, a predicted model, not a curated record